AUGUUCAGGGAUUACACGUACUGCAGGCAUUACGCUGUAAGGAACGUCAAAUAUAUUCGCACGGACAAUGGGAAAUACUUACUGAUGUUUAGAAAUUACACGUACAGCAGGCAAUACUCUGCAAGCACUGGGGUCCGGUGGAAGUGCUCGAGGCAGUCUUCAAAGAAGUGCAACGCCUUCCUUCUAAUUGGCGAAGGCGACGUAAUCUUACGGCAGUGUGAGGAACACACACAUAAGCCAUGGAAAUAUCAUUGCAAUUCUGAUGGAACUUACACUAAAAUAUGA
This is a messenger RNA of Parnassius mnemosyne (clouded apollo), 285 nucleotides long. The record is from the annotation of a GenBank genome assembly. NCBI's taxonomy places the organism in Eukaryota, Metazoa, Arthropoda, Insecta, Lepidoptera, Papilionidae.